Fonsecaea pedrosoi CBS 271.37 is the source of this 1515-nucleotide messenger RNA. RefSeq lists its product as uncharacterized. Gene Ontology annotation, biological process: mRNA splicing, via spliceosome; regulation of alternative mRNA splicing, via spliceosome. Gene Ontology annotation, molecular function: N6-methyladenosine-containing RNA reader activity; mRNA binding. The record is from RefSeq and is a predicted model, not a curated record. Bases 1 to 1515 code for a protein of 504 amino acids. Lineage: Eukaryota; Fungi; Ascomycota; Eurotiomycetes; Chaetothyriales; Herpotrichiellaceae. Gene Ontology annotation, cellular component: nucleoplasm. The transcript is spliced from 3 exons.
AUGGAUCUUUGUGGUGUGUGCCGACAAGGUGUCGACGAUUCAAACCCUCCUCGAUCCUCGAGUACCCGUCCUUCGAGAUAUCAGGGCGGUCUCGCGCUAUGGGUCGGCAACAUCCCCCAAAACACCACCGUCAUGAGUCUGCGCGACUACUUUUCCGAACCCGCCCCGUGCGACCUGCUCAGCGUCUCGUACAACCCGGACGCCCGAUACGCUUUUGUCAAUUUCAGCUCCGAGGCCGCGCGGCUCGCGGCCAUCAGGCUCGCGGGCUCUCGGCUUUUCGACGGCAGGCGUCUGGACUGCCGCAUCCGCCACGAGUUUCGGGGGAGGUCGACCAAGGUCAACUACGGACUCAACACCAGCACAAACAAGGCGCUCCUCACCUCAUCGAGUCCGGUCCGCUGUGACAGGGCGAAAUCUCUGCGCAGCAAGGUCGAAGAAUUUACGCAUUUCCCCGAGGCGGACAGGUCGUCGUGGGGCAAGGAGAAGUACUUCAUCCUCAAGAGCUUCUCGCUGGAUGCCCUGUACCAGAGCCUCGAGACUGGCCGGUGGCACGUACCGAAGCGGCACGUCGAGCGAUUGAACCAUGCCUAUCAGACAGCCAGCAAAGUCUACCUGAUCUUCUCCGUCAACGGCUCGGGCUGUUUCUUCGGGUAUGCGGUCAUGCGCUCCGAGAUUCGCGUCGAGGACGACGACCUCAUCCCAUUCGGCGACGAAGUGCACGUAAUAUCGCCGCACGGCUUCGAGGUCGAGGACGACUCCGGGGCGAGCCAGCCCGAAUUCGAAUGCGACGCACAGCCCACCGCGGUGAGGUCGAGGACGGAGUCACUGGCAUCGUCUGACUCGACGAUGACAUGCUCCUCGACGGCUUCGUGGUCGUCGUUGUCGCCAUCCUCCUCGGUCUCGUCCGGCUCCAUCAUCUACCAACCCGAACGACGGAGGAUAAUUUGGGAGGCGUCCUGGCCACCGAGAACCACUCCGAGGGAAACCGUCUCGACGGAAGAAGAUCUGCACACAAACUCGCCAACAGGGUCCCUCUCAGUCUCGGAGAUUCACCCGCAGCCGCAGCCCCUGCCAUGGCCGGUUGGUAGAACCGAUCCGCACUCCCUAUCGACCCUGACCGCGACCGCAACCACACUCUCCAACCGGACAGAAUCGCCUGAUGAUAUGGCAUCCCGAUUCACCGCCACCGCCAACGGCGAUUCCGACGCAUCAUCGUCGUCGUCCUUCCUCGCCACGCUCGACCGCUUCAGCAGCCCCUGCCGCAUCAAGUGGCUGUGCGCCCAGAGCCUGCCCUUCGCGGCGGUGCGCGGCCUGACAAACCCCUGGAACGCCGACAAGGAGGUCCACGUCGCGCGCAACGUCACCCCCGUCGAGCCGACCGUCGCGGCGCGGCUGUUGGAGUCUUGGGGCACGGCCACCGCUGCGUCGAGGUCUACCUUUGGAUCUGGCUCUCGAUUAGGAUCGGGAGCGGGAUCGGGAUCCACGAGCGAGGUGGGCGUGACGAGCAGAGGAUAA